AUGGCAACCUGGGACCGCCUCUUGGGACUAGGCCGCCGCCGCCGCUGCGGCGGCCUAACAGCUAUGGAGAGCAGUGGUGGUUUGACCGGUUUGGCCUCGGGGAGCCUUGAAGAUCCCGGCCCAGUCCCGAGGCCUGCGAUAGACCCUCCCGUUCUCUCGACAGAAAUACCACAGUUUGCUAUCAUGAAUGAGGAACCUGCCACAAUUUGUUUCAAUGAAGAUGAUUAUUAUUGUCCUGUCUGCCAAGAUGUGUUCAAAACACCUGUCAGGAUUUCCAUUUGUCAACAUGUAUUUUGCAGGAAGUGUUUCUUAAUGGCUAUGAAAGAAGGUGGACCACACUGUCCAUUAUGUCGAGGCAUUGUAACCAGAAAAGAAAAAGCACGUCCCAACAGAGCCUUAGAUGUUGAAAAUGACAUGAAGAAGUUGGUGGGGAGUUGUAGAUGCUGUGAAAAACAGAUUAGAUUCUCUCGUAUGAGGCAGCAUUAUAAAUCAUGUAAGAGGUAUCAAGAUGAAUAUGGUGUUCCUUCUAUAAUUCCAAACUUAGACAUAUCUCAGGAUUCAACAGGAAACAGUUUUGGGAGUGAUUCUUCUACUUUGGAAAUGGGAGAAAAUUCUAAUCUACAUGUUCCUGAAGAACCUGCAAGUGAGCAGCCUACAUUCAAAUGCCCUCUAUGUCAAGAAAGUAACUUCACAAGGCAGACUCUAUUGGAUCAUUGUAAUGACAAGCAUCUUUAUCAAGUAGACCCAGCAAAUCUUCAAUUGGAUGAAGAAACUCUGUUUCAAAAUGCUGUUGAGGAAAGGUAUCAAGUGAACCUUUGAAGCUUCUAAUUUCCUUACAUCACUACUAUCUACAAAGGGGAGAGAGUCAAGUCUGGUCUGAUGUCAAUAAAAAGGAACUCUGUAUCCAAUUCAGUAGCAAUUGUUUUCCCCUAGGCAAACUUCAUUUUAAAAUACUUUAAAAACGUGUUACUACAUUGUAGUAUAAAAUAUCUAUUUUCCAACUACUAGUAGAAAUAUUUCAAAUAUCUGAAGAAAAUAUUACUGCCUUUGAAAAAAAGUUCUUUUUUAUUUAAAUUGUUUGAUUUUACAGAACUCUUUUUUAUUUGCAAUAAAAUAAAUUGUAAUAUAUUAGAAAGCAAGAAAGGGGGAUAAUUAUCCUUGUUUCAAUAGUUCUAUUUUCCUUGUAUACUUUGUAUUUUGAAGUACAGGUUAAAAGCUAAAUGGUUUUAUUAUGAUCCAUAACUUAACUUUAACUAUUGCAUGCAGGGAUUUUCUUAAUUGUUUCCCAAAGUCUCUUAAGUACAAAAGCAUUUUACUGAGCCAAAUAAAUAGAAAGGCAGAAUUCAGAUUUAGAAACUAUGACUUGGUCUAGAAAAAACUGAGAUUCUUUUCACCAACACGUCUAUCAUUAUGCUUUUCUAAAACUCUUUUUUCCCCCUAAGCAUUACUUUUAUGUGAUUAAUUUACAUUAAUUUAAGACCUGAAUAAGAUUCUUAAGGUGGCAGCACAAUUCACGUGCCAUGUUUAUUAGCGUUUUUCCUCUUUUAAAUGACACUUUGAACAGAAAUGUUAGAUGGUAAAUUUCUAAUACUUGGAAAAUGUAAUAUUACUAAGACUGUUUUUAUAUUAAGCAAGUUUAAUUUUUAAAAAAUGCUGUGUUGUCUUAGGCCAGUAUUGAGUUGAUUGUAGUGUUUAAGUUAACAAGAUAUUUUUACUAAUUGAACGUAUCCUGAAACCAAUUUCUACUUGCUUUAAAAACUAGCCAGUUAACUAUCUUCAUUGUAGCAUUAUAAUUAUGGGUAAGCAGAUUGAUCUUGUGUCACUGCAUUAUUAUUCUAUAUUUAUUAUUGCUCUAUUUAUAUUCAGGAAAUAAAAGACAAUUUUAGAAUGCAGACAAUGGAAUCUUUGCAUGCAUGCUCAUGCUCAUGAGUUGAUUAUUAUUUUUGCUUUAUUGUUAAGUAGUAAUAUAUGAAUUUGGCUUUUUCCCCCAAAACACAUUACUCCUUCAUUGAAAAAUUGUAAAGAAUGUAUUGAUUUCUAUUUACAGAAUCCUCCCACCCCACCUUCAGUUUUGUUUUGAGAAUAGCAAUAAUAUUUAACUGCACAGUUAACAACACUUUUCUUUGUUCUGAAGUUCUAUGGAAUAGAAAUACAACAGAAAUUAGUAACUAUUUUAAACACAUUUCUGGAUUUGGUUUAGGCUUCAGAUAAACCUAAGUUAAAUUAACACAUGUAGAGCAAGAGAAGGUACCAGUAGUAAACUGCAAAAAGAAGUUAUAAGACAAUAAGCCUUUCUAUGAAAUAAUCAGAGCGGUGCAUAAUAAUAAAUACUGUGAUUUCCCU
Protobothrops mucrosquamatus (brown spotted pit viper) is the source of this 2343-nucleotide messenger RNA. It is a transcript of the gene RNF138, whose product is annotated as ring finger protein 138. The coding region runs from base 1 to 819 and encodes 272 amino acids. The transcript has 7 exons. The record is from RefSeq and is a predicted model, not a curated record. Lineage: Eukaryota; Metazoa; Chordata; Lepidosauria; Squamata; Viperidae.